AUGUCAAAAAGUCACUUCGGGACACUGCAAAUAGCUGUAAAGAGUUGGCUGAGAUGUGAAGAACAGACAUGCCAGUAUCGUACCCGUCGACUUCCUCUCCGUUUUUCCCGGAAUGGACCUCUGUGUCCAGUCUGUAAGAAAGCUAUUGUUAAACGAGAGUACUCUGACAAGGCCUUAUUCACCCAGCUAUGCUUUUACCGUUAUAUUUUUGAUGUGGACUAUGCAAAAGAAAAAUAUACUGGUCCAGAGAAAGAUGAAUUGAAGAAGAUGUUGGAAGCUUACAAGGAAGGAUACAAAAACCUGAAGAACACAGUUGACAAAUGGUUGUCUAUGAGUAGCUAUUCUGAAGUAAACCUCGGCAAACUCUUUCAGACAUUCAGCAUAGUAAAAUACGGGGACGAGUCCAGUACUUAAAAAUAUUGUUUGUGGGCUCUGUUUAUAGGCAGUAAUCUACCUUUUUUUCUCUUAUUUUCUAUUUACUGAGGCAUACUAGUAUGGCUGUAGAUUAAGAAAACUAUUCAGUACUAAAAAUAUGUAAAAGAAAAGCAGAUUAAAAAUUGAUGGAUAUAAUAAGUAGCUUACAAUUUAGAUUUUAUAAUAGGUUGUUGUAUAUUGAGACCUAGAAUGGAAGCAAGAAAUAGAAAAUGCUCAUUUAACUGAAUAAUUUCCAGUGAGAAUUGCUGGAAUGCACAUGAUCCUAGACUUUAAUCAAGGUAUUUAGCAGAGGUGUUUUCAGGAAAAGAAGUUAACAAAGGUCUUAGUAGGAGCACUGAUGGAUUCUCUUUUCAUUAUUUAUCUACUAUGUGUUAAUAUGACAAUAUUAAGGUUCUUUUUGUUCUGGGAGGAUAUAUCAAACAAGAGUAUUGUGCUGCAAUGAUGCAGCAUAACUGAAUUAAAACUAUAUAUGAAGGAAUCAAUUGAUUUCUUUAUAGGCCAAAAAGAUUGUGUGUUGCAAAUUCUUUCAGCCCUUUGAAUGUUAGUCAUUAAUUCCUUGGGAGUCAUCAAAACAAAUAGGGCAGCCUAUUAUCAUUAGAAGAAGCUAGUUGAGACAAAAAUGGAGUAAAUUUAAGCUGACAAAAGGAAUGUCCUUAUAGUAAGCAAUUAAAACCAUGGAAACAUCUUAUAAUGAUUAUAAUAUUUUAAUUGCCAAUAAACAAUUAACAGGUACAAUAAAAGUCAAGCCAACCUCACUGGCUGGGAUUUGGGGCUGGGAAAGAGAGAUGCUGGACUCCUUAUAUAGAUAUCUUUCUUAACUUCUAUGAGGGUAGUAAAUGUAUUAGUAUAUGUAAAAGCAUUUUUACAUAUUAGUAUAUGUAAAAGUAUUUUAUUAGUAUAGUAUAUGUAAAAGCAUUUUAAAUGUGGAUGUAAACAUUUACAGAGUUGAAGGAAAUAUAAUAAAAUUAUUGGUAUAAAUAUUUGAAUGGUGCAUUCAUAUGAAAUAUAUCCGUGAAACAGAAUAAUAAUAUGGGUGGACAAGCCAUUUGUACUUU
Protobothrops mucrosquamatus (brown spotted pit viper) is the source of this 1490-nucleotide messenger RNA. Its product is annotated as DNA polymerase alpha catalytic subunit. Lineage: Eukaryota; Metazoa; Chordata; Lepidosauria; Squamata; Viperidae. Gene Ontology annotation, biological process: DNA replication; lagging strand elongation; leading strand elongation. Gene Ontology annotation, molecular function: DNA replication origin binding; pyrimidine nucleotide binding; chromatin binding. Gene Ontology annotation, cellular component: alpha DNA polymerase:primase complex. The transcript is spliced from 4 exons. The record is from RefSeq and is a predicted model, not a curated record. The coding region runs from base 1 to 414 and encodes 137 amino acids.